Adineta ricciae is the source of this 1548-nucleotide messenger RNA. The record is from the annotation of a GenBank genome assembly. NCBI's taxonomy places the organism in Eukaryota, Metazoa, Rotifera, Eurotatoria, Adinetida, Adinetidae.
AUGUCGAUCGUGUUGAUUGUAUUUCUUUCGAUCCUACGUUUUACCAGCAGUCAAGAAAUUGUAUCUCCAUAUGUUUUUGCCGACUGUAAGCAUUUGAUACUCCCACCUCGAUGUCAAUGUUAUCAUUCGGGUCACGAAUCGCAACUACGUUGUUUGAAAAGCGAACUUCACGUAUUGCCGAAAUUGCCAAACAAUAUGCGUUGGGAUGCGCUGGAUUUUUCCUUGAAUUACAUUACAUCUGUCGAUAGUUAUGUCUUCGCGGAUAUUUAUGUGGAAAAGAUCAGUUUGAAAUCGAAUUAUCUACGUCGGAUUGAGCCAACCGCAUUUGAUCAAAUCAAAAAUUUAAAACAAUUAUAUAUUAAUCAUAAUCAAUUGAAAGAACUUCAUCCUCAAGCAUUAAUCUCACCUGGUUCGAGUCUCGAAAUCUUCGAUGUUUCAUACAAUCCUUUUCAAUACCUAAAUAUCGGUGAAAUUCUCGUGAAUUUACCGAUGCUAAAACAAUUUCAUCUCGUUUCCUGUCAUUUAAACAACACAAGUAUUUACACAUUACUCAAAUUAACCGACACGACAAUAAAUGAUACAAUACAAAGAACAGGACAUUAUUCAUUGGAACUUUUAGAUCUCAGUUCGAAUAAUUUAACUACGAUUUGUCACGGUUUAUUCGAUGCGUUGUACAAUCUCGUCGAACUUCGUCUUCAACACAAUUCAAUACGUUUAGUUGAUAAUAAUUUUCUUCGAUCGCUUUCGAAAAUUAAGAUUCUUAACUUAGCGCAUAAUUCUCUCGAACAUGCACCCCGAUUAGCCAGUCAGACACUGGAAACUUUGAAUUUCUCCUCAAAUCAUAUUCAUUAUUUGAAUGAUUAUUUCGCGUCAAAUCUUCCCGCAAUUCAAAUCAUCGAUCUCGAUUCAAAUCUACAAUUGAAUUCAACUUCCACACGUGCAUUUUGCUUCCUAAAUCUGAAUUCCAUCGAAAAACUCACUUUUCGUUCGAACAAUCUUCUCACCCUGAAUACCUUUGGCGAACUUCUUUGCCGUUUAACUAACCAAACAGGCAAAUUUAACGUCAUCGAUAUCAAUCACAACAUGAAUCUAAAAUGUAAUUGUACAUUGAUUCAGUUUCAGAAUUAUCUCUAUCAUUUCAAUGAUUUAACAUGUACCCAUCAAGGUCAAGAUCGAUAUUACAUAUCGACAUUAUUGAAUUGGUACUCGAAUUGUCAGAUGGACUUUUGUAUGAUUCGACAACGGCAGAUACAACCAAACUAUUGUAAUCAAGUUGAUGCGGAACGGAUUGUCUACGAAGGCACAUGCGAAGCGAAAUUAUCGGCCAGUGAGGAAAGAAGACGAUUGAAAGCUAAGUUCACAUCGACUAUGACGACACUGAUUACAAAUCAAUGGUUUGACAAUACAACUGAUAGUCGAAAUCGAACUUGGAUAGAUAAUUCAACAAAAGCUCGAUUUCCAAGUCAGCAACGAUUAGGAAAUUCCGUUUCAUGGAAUCAAAGCUCUCUUCUCGUACUCAUCUUCUACUUUUUACUUUUGUUAUUGUAG